AUGAACGAGGGAAAGUAUGACAAUGACGAGCGCAUACGGGCAAGGGGCUGUGACACGGCACGACGUUAUGUUGCAGCUGACAACUGCACCGGAGACGAAAGUCCAGAACUGGAUGCUGGACGAUUCAGGGAUACGAGACGGUUCGAAGACCCGGACCGAUUUGCGGACCGAUUUACGGACCCCGUUGAAAGGGAAGGUGGCGGCGUUCGGGUUUCGGAAUGGGCUGAUCUGGACGUGCGUCACGAAGGGGGGGUGCGUAGCACUGUGCCCUUCGCGAGUUUAACGAUGGCUGAACGACCUGCAGUCAUGGAGUCGGUCGCGUCUUCGAUGGAAUGCGCCGCCCGCUUGGAGGACGAACCCAAGAUGGACCGACCUGUUUCUGGCGGCAGCCGUGCCAGCCACUUUAUUGCCUUCCGGAUCGACGAUCCAGACGCCGUGGACCGCUUCGUCGCUUUCCAAGACGCGAUCUGCGAACAACACCCCUUCCUCGACAUCGGACGCACAAACCCACAGAAGUUCCACCUAACGCUAUUGGUGUUGUCUCUGCGGCCGAGUGAGAUUGAGGUGGCUGUGCAGGCUAUGAAUGCGGGUAUCGAAAUGUUCCGGAAGCGGAUGGCCCAGACCCUGAACCUGGAGUUCCGGACGGUAGGUGCUUUUAACACCAGACUAUUGUUUGUAGCGCCGUCACUUCGCCAGCGGUUGAUCUUGGACGCAUUGCAUGUUGAUUUGGCUCGAGCUUGCGGAGCACAUGGACUCACGAUUGUGGGAGCCGGUGCCGGAUGGACAAGUGCGAUGGCAUUGAAACAUAAGAUCCAAGCCACGGGUGUUGGUCUCUCGCACGUUAAACUAGCUCGGCCUAGAGAUGGCACAGGUGCAGCCGAAGAGGCCGCGCAAAAUACAAUGACUGUUAAUGAACCUUGUAGCUCCGUCAGCAACGACUACACUCCUAGCCCCGAAGACAUUAAACGAAGCUCCGCCGCCGCCACCUUCCGAGAGACGCUGGAAUCAUCUCUACACUCCACCCCUCUUGAUCGCUCCCUGCUAAAAAAAUACGAUAUCACAGGAUACAGAAAUACCUUCUACGUUCCCCAAGUUAGCGUCUUCAAAAUGGGCAAAGCCAACAGGAAAAACAAAAACGCAAAGUACACUCCCCCCCAGCUCUCGCACACACUUCCGAUCUAA
Gregarina niphandrodes is the source of this 1182-nucleotide messenger RNA. Its product is annotated as AKAP7 2'5' RNA ligase-like domain protein. Gene Ontology annotation, molecular function: protein kinase A regulatory subunit binding. NCBI's taxonomy places the organism in Eukaryota, Apicomplexa, Conoidasida, Eugregarinorida, Gregarinidae. Bases 1 to 1182 code for a protein of 393 amino acids. The transcript has 2 exons. Gene Ontology annotation, cellular component: cytosol. The record is from RefSeq and is a predicted model, not a curated record.